This is a messenger RNA of Myxocyprinus asiaticus (Chinese sucker), 1711 nucleotides long. RefSeq names its product probable acyl-CoA dehydrogenase 6. NCBI's taxonomy places the organism in Eukaryota, Metazoa, Chordata, Actinopteri, Cypriniformes, Catostomidae. The record is from RefSeq and is a predicted model, not a curated record. The coding region runs from base 78 to 1376 and encodes 432 amino acids. Gene Ontology annotation, biological process: fatty acid beta-oxidation using acyl-CoA dehydrogenase. Gene Ontology annotation, molecular function: acyl-CoA dehydrogenase activity; flavin adenine dinucleotide binding. The transcript has 9 exons.
GGCUAUUUUUUUUAAAGCGCAACAACAAGUCCUGUUUGAACGGCCCUUAAGGCCCUUUUGUAUGCAGUCUGUAAAACAUGGCACUUUGCGAGAGAAUCUUUAGAUUCAGUUUGGCUGUGAAUCGUAAUUUUCUCAAAACAACUGUUAUCUGCAACAAACGGCACUUGUCGGGAAAAGCGUCUUCCAGUCCGAAAGCAGCUGUCUCUGCCGAAACAAUCGAUAAUGUUCUGUACACACAGGAACAUUUUGCGUUAAAGGCAUCUUUGAGAAAGAUAAUUGAUCAAGAGAUAAACCCUUACGUAGACAAAUGGGAGGAAGAAGGACAAUUUCCUGCCCAUAGGAUCUUCAAGAUCCUGGGUAAUGCCGGAUUUUUGGGAGUCAACAAGCCCAUUGAGUAUGGCGGUUUGGGGCUAGACUUCAGCUACAGUGUGGCUGUUGCUGAAGAGCUGGGAAACAUCAACUGUGGAGGGAUUCCCAUGGCCAUUGGAGUUCAAAGUGACAUGGCUACACCUGCACUCACAAGAUUUGGCUCUGCAGAACUCAAAAGAGAGUUUCUGCUGCCCACCAUAAUGGGAGACAAAGUGGCCUGCCUCGGAGUGAGCGAAGCAGGGGCUGGCUCUGAUGUUGCAAGCAUAAAGACUAAAGCUGUGCGCAAAGAAGAUGAAUAUGUCAUAAAUGGGGGAAAGAUGUGGACCACUAAUGGCACCCAAGCAGACUGGAUGUGCCUCUUGGCCAACACCAGUAAUGACCCUCCACACAAGAACAAAUCCCUAAUCUGUUUACCCAUGAAUCUACCUGGAGUUCAUAUUGCACGCAAGAUAGAUAAAAUGGGGAUGCGUUCCUCAGAUACAGCAGAGGUGUUUUUCGAUGAUGUGCGUGUGCCCUGUAAAAAUGUCAUAGGGCAGGAGGGAAUGGGCUUCAUGUACCAGAUGAUGCAGUUCCAGGAGGAGCGACUCUGGGGGGUGGCCAAUAUCCUAACGACGAUGGAGAAAGUUGUCCAAGAGACCAUUAAUUACACCAGACAAAGGAAGAUCUUCAAUCAGGCAAUUCUAUACCACCAGACAGUUCACUUCAGGCUAGCUGAGCUGGAGACAGAGAUUGAGCUGUUACGCUCCCUUUUGCAUCGCGCCACAGCUCUGUACAUUAAAGGAAAUGAUGUAACGAAGCUGGCAUCGAUGGCCAAGCUGAAGGCAGGACGACUGGCUCGAGAGCUCGGCGACAGCUGCCUGCAGUACUGGGGUGGCAUGGGCUUUACCAGUGAUGUCCUAGUCAGCAGGUUCUACAGGGACUCUAGAUUGAUGUCCAUUGGUGCAGGAGCUGAUGAGGUCAUGCUGUCCAUCAUAUGCAAGUAUAUGGACACUCUACCCAGGAAAUGAAUUCAACAAUAAUUAUUUUCAGAAUGAAUUCAUUUUGGAAAAAACAAAGUGCACUUAAAAAGGAAUUUUUGAAUCUAAGAUUAAAUGUAUCAAAUAGUUACUAGUUCUAAAAGCUUUUAUAACAUUUUUCAGAUUUAGGAUUUAAGACUUGCAGCUAAUUUAAUGAUAUUGUACUCCUCUUCAUAACAAUGCAUAUUGUUGCCUUAACGGAGACUUAGUUGAUGAAAACCUCAGUUUGUGUAAAUUGUAAAAUAGAAAUAUGUAAACUCUGAAUAUAGCUGUACAUGUCUAAUUUUGUUAAUAUGCAUGAAAAACAUUAAAGGAGUCAAGACAUG